AUGGGGGCGGUGUUCCAUCCUCAUCAGCAAUUUACUCAAUCAAACGAUACGAUUCUUCCAAGCUUUGAACGUACAAACCCGCAACCGCUACAACCCCAGCCAACCAACUCCUCAAAAUACUAUAGCUCAAACGCUCCCUCUUCGUCCCCCAGAGGUCAGAAGAGAUCUAUCGGACUGGCGUCUAAACCCCAGAUAGACCGGCCGAACUCGUUCUCAUUAAAUCUGGCUUCUAGUACUUCUGGUUCCGCUGGGCAGAGCAACACUGCAUACUGGCCUGGUGUCCCCUCGCUUCCCUUCAACGCUGGCCGUAACAUCCCUCCUUCAACUGCCGCAGACAGCUUGUCACAGUACAGCCAAAUCUCCCCGUAUCCUUCUUCUUCAGGAGCUUCACAACCACCAAUCUCACAACUACCACAGCAUUCGCAGUCACAAGACUCGCAGCAGCAUUCUUCUAAUCCAGUUGACCAACACCAAUCACAGCAACACUCAUCCCACACAAUGGCACAAACAUUAAUGGAUUCCCAGACAAAUUCUGGCCAUAUAUCGCCUCAGGCUUCCCAACAACAGUCGCCACUGGACCCAUAUGGACACCGUUUUCGUUACCCAGGCCCGCAACAAUCACCUAUUCCCCAGCACCCAUCUAGCUUCCAGCCUUAUCCAGGCACAUCAAUGUCCAUGAGCCAGACUCCUGUUAGUGACAGCACCCAGAGACUUGGUAUGCCGGUACAAGUUUCUGUUGAAGGCCAACAGCCUCUCCCCCAAUAUACCCGCCCAUAUCCUUCAUACUCUCUUCCGGCCAUGAAUGGCCCCGUGAUGAGCAAUGUCCAUCACCCAUCUAGCCAGAUGGCUUUGAUAGGCUCUAUGCAGCCAAAUCUCCUUCCGGGAUUUAAUAGUGGGCACGCUGCCAGCUUACAGCAGAUGUAUACGCAUCAGCAUCCACAAACUCACCAUAUGCAUGGGCUAGGUCCACCAGGCCCUCAAAACGAUAGGCCGUUCAGGUGUGACACUUGUCAACAGAGUUUUAAUCGAAAUCAUGACUUGAAACGACAUAAGCGCAUUCACCUGGCUGUCAAGCCAUUCCCCUGCAACCACUGUGACAAAAGCUUUUCGAGAAAGGAUGCUCUCAAGAGACAUAUACUUGUCAAGGGUUGCGGCAAGGACCCCCAUUCCGAAAGUGAACACUCAAGGAUUAUAAGGGAAGUUCCAUGCUCUAGCAUAGCAGGAAUCAAGGGAUGUUUCGAGAUGGAAGCAGCGCCACAUCCCCCUCCGCAACUGGAUCGCGCAAGGGUAGUAAUGGCGGAAUAUAAUCCCACCACUUGA
Messenger RNA from Nannizzia gypsea CBS 118893, 1320 nucleotides. RefSeq names its product specific RNA polymerase II transcription factor. Gene Ontology annotation, molecular function: RNA polymerase II cis-regulatory region sequence-specific DNA binding; DNA-binding transcription factor activity, RNA polymerase II-specific. The record is from RefSeq and is a predicted model, not a curated record. The transcript has 3 exons. Bases 1 to 1320 code for a protein of 439 amino acids. Gene Ontology annotation, biological process: regulation of DNA-templated transcription. Lineage: Eukaryota; Fungi; Ascomycota; Eurotiomycetes; Onygenales; Arthrodermataceae.